GUAGUUUGCGCCCGUUCUGCGCAGGCGCACUUUCCAGCGGCGGCCGCCUGCUGCUCUUUGUGGCAGUCGCCGUCCUUUUGUGGGAGUUCGGUUUGUCCACUUGCCGGUCCCUCAGACCGUCAGCGGUCUCUGUCCGCCUCGGGACCUAUCUGCUGGUCGCUCGGCGUCCGAUGGCUCCGGGCCGCGGAACCUUAGGCCUGGCCCUGGUCUCCCAGCGCGGGUUCGCCCGGAGGAGCGUGUGGCGGGGGUGUGCCGGGGCGUGCGUGCGCCGGGCAUGGGGCUGAGCCCGGUGUGGGGAGUGAGUAUCUGCGGAGCCGGCCUGAGCCCCGCCUCAGCCGGGCGCGGGGAGGGGGCUCCGUGCGUGUGAUCGUGCAGCUGUGAGCGCGUGGCCGCCCCGCGAGGCUCCGCUGCAGGCCCCUGAGCCCCAGGAGCAGGAAUCACUCCUCUGGGCCUGCCCUGGGUCCUGGAAGGUACAGAGCUGCCCACUCCUCCCGGGGAGGCUGCCGUGGAGGCCAUGGAGAUCCCUGCCCCGGAGCCCGAGAAGACAGCUCUUUCCUCUCAGGAUCCUGCUGUUUCCCUGAAAGAGAAUCCCGAGGAUAUAUCGGGUUGGGGUCUUCCCGAAGCCAGGUCCAAGAGUUUCGCUCUUGUCACCCAGGCUGGAGUGCAGUGGCGCAAUCUUGGCUCACUGCAACCUCCACCUCCUGGGUUCAAGAAAUUCUCCUGACCUCAGGAAUCGGUGAGUUUCAAGGAUGUGGCUGUGGACUUCACCCAGGAGGAGUGGGGUCAGCUAGACUCCCCUCAGAGGGCCUUGUACCGGGAUGUGAUGUUGGAGAACUACCAGAACCUUCUUGCCCUAGGACCUCCACUGCACAAGCCAGACGUGAUCUCCCAUCUGGAACGAGGCGAGGAGCCAUGGAGCAUGCAGAGGGAAGUCCCUGGAGGGCCCCGUCCAGAAUGGCAGCUGAAGGCGGUGCCCUCUCAACAGCAGGGUAUUUGCAAAGAAGAACCCGCCCAGGAGCCCAUCACGGAGCGGCCCCUGGGCGGGGCGCAGGCGUGGGGGCGCCAGGCCGGUGCUCUGCGGAGGAGUCAGGCUGCGCCCUGGGCGCCUGCACAUGCUAUCGUCUGGGACGUCCCUGUAGAGAAAUUCCCCCUUAGGUGUCCCCUCUUCGCCCAGCAACGCGUUCCCGAGGGGGGACGCUUGCUGGACACACGCAAGAACGUCCAGGCUACUGAGGGCAGAACCAAGGCUCCUGCUAGACUGUGUGCGGGAGAAAACGCCCCUACGCCGAGUGAGCCGCACAAGUUCCCCCAGGCGCGCCGGCAUCGCGGGGCGGGCGCCGGGGAGGGCGAGUUCGUGUGCGGCGAAUGCGGGAAGGCGUUCCGCCAGAGCUCCUCCCUCACGCUGCACCGGCGCUGGCACAGCCGGGAGAAGGCUUACAAGUGCGAUGAGUGCGGCAAGGCCUUCACCUGGAGCACUAACCUCCUGGAGCACCGGCGCAUCCACACGGGCGAGAAGCCCUUCUUCUGCGGCGAGUGCGGGAAGGCCUUCAGCUGCCACUCGUCCCUCAACGUGCAUCAGCGCAUCCACACGGGCGAGCGGCCCUACAAGUGCAGCGCCUGCGAGAAGGCCUUCAGCUGCAGCUCGCUGCUCAGCAUGCACCUGCGGGUGCACACCGGCGAGAAGCCCUACCGGUGCGGCGAGUGCGGCAAGGCCUUCAACCAGCGGACGCACCUCACACGCCACCACCGCAUACACACGGGCGAGAAGCCCUACCAGUGCGGCUCCUGCGGCAAGGCCUUCACCUGCCACUCGUCCCUCACCGUGCACGAGAAGAUCCACAGUGGGGACAAGCCUUUCAAGUGCAGCGACUGCGAGAAGGCCUUCAACAGCCGCUCGCGCCUCACCCUCCACCAGAGGACGCACACGGGCGAGAAGCCCUUCAAGUGCGCCGACUGCGGAAAGGGCUUCAGCUGCCACGCGUACCUGCUCGUGCACAGGCGCAUCCACAGCGGCGAGAAGCCCUUCAAGUGCAACGAGUGCGGCAAAGCCUUCAGCUCCCACGCCUACCUCAUCGUGCACCGGCGCAUCCACACAGGCGAGAAGCCCUUCGACUGCAGCCAGUGUUGGAAGGCCUUCAGCUGCCACUCGUCCCUCAUCGUGCACCAGCGCAUCCACACUGGUGAGAAGCCCUACAAGUGCGGCGAGUGUGGCAGAGCCUUCAGUCAGAACCACUGUCUCAUUAAACAUCAGAAAAUCCACUCCGGGGAGAAGUCGUUUAAGUGUGAGCAAUGUGGGGAGAUGUUCAACUGGAGCUCGCACCUCACUGAGCACCAGAGGCUGCACAGCCAGGGGAAGCCGUUGGCCAUCCAGUUCAACAAACACUUGCUCAGCACAUACUACGUGCCUGGCAGCCUGCUGGGUGCAGGGGAUGCUGGGCUGAGGGACGUGGACCCCAUCGACGCACUGGAUGUGGCAAAGCUCUUGUGCGUCGUUCCGCCCCGAGCUGGCAGGAAUUUCUCCCUGGGAAGCAAACCUCGAAACUAACAUGAUGUGCUUUGGUGUCAGUAGCCGCCUUCUGAGCUACUCAACGAGGAAAGCACCUGAUCCUCCCUGGCUCCUAGAUCCAGACCACCUUCCUCCAGGUGUGGGAGCCUUGCCUUAUCACCCCAAUCAGGUCUGCAUGCCAGGGUGCCUCUUUUAGUUAAAGUCAGUCACCUCCCCAGAAGGGCCACACUCCAGGAGGAAAGUUGAGAGCCAUUUGAGGUAGUCCCGUCACCUGUUUUCCUUGAUGAACCUGGAAGUUGUUGACAAGGGGAAAGAUCUUUUCUUGCCAAUAAAAAGAAGGGAUAUUGUUGGGUGCCAUGGCUCACACCUGUAAUCUCAACACUUUGGGAGGCCAAGGCAAAGGGAUCGCUUGAGCCCAGGAGUCUAGGACCAGCCUGGACAACAUGGUGAGACCUCAUCUCUACAAAAAAAAUGCAAAAAUUAGCCAGAUGUGGUGGCAUGUCCCUGUGGUCCCAGCUACUCAGGAGGCUGAGGUGGGAGGAGGAUUUGAGCCUGGGAGGUCAAGGCUGCAGUGAGUCAUGAUUCACAGCACUGCACUGCAGCCUGGGUGGCAAAGCAAGACCCUGUGUGAAAUAAAAAGGAGGUAUAUCAACUGUUGUAUCCUUGGACGGACUCCUGACAUGGCUUCCAUCAGGAGUUUCCUCCAUAAACUAUUAUUUUCAGAAUAAUAAUAAAACAAGAAUUAUGAAUAGCAUUACUUUCCAGUGAACAUUAUUAUAUUGCUAGAGAGGAGAAUAAUCUUGGGCGGUGGGCAUUUGGAAAAAGUGAAUUUCCUGGACUUACCUCAUGUAAAUAGCUCUACUGCAGAGCUGUGUGUUAGUGACAGUGCAGUCAGGGGUGUUCCCACAGCUGUCACAGCAUGGCCCAGCAGCGUUGUAGCCAGAUCCUAACAUGCCAACAUCACCUCUUGCCAUUUAGCCCCUGGUGAGAAAUUGGGAACUCCCAGGCAGUGCCCAGUGCAUCCAGGGAAGAUGGGCACGACAUCAAGAUAGAUGUGUCUGGAGGCUCCCCUUCACUGAUUGGGGCUGGGCAAGGCCACCCUGGGCUGGUGAGGCUGCCCUGCAGGGCUUCUCACUAUGUAGCACCAGUCACCAGCCCAGGUCACAGAAGAAGCCCCUCCCAGCAUCCACUGGAGGCAGGGAGCUGAAGCCCAGGGAGACGGGCUCCAUGGUGGUCCCACAUGGAGGUGUUGUACAAACCCUGGAAAAGGUGGCUCUCCCUGUCCCCUGUCCCGACACUCUUCAGAGAUAGGAAGACAGAGUUAAUCUUGAAUGAAUGUUAUUUCUACUCAGUCCUAAGCAAGAAUAAGCUGCCCUCUUGGUGAUAAUACUUUACGUUUGUAGGGAGUGCUAUCAUUUAUGAAAUUCUUUCAGUAUGCUUUUUAAAUUAUGCUGGCAAAAUAACCACAGUUCAGAAAAUGUGGACUUAUGAAAAAUAAAAUCCCCAUAAUUCUUAAUAAAACUGCAUUUUGCACUUUGAUACAUUAC
Molecule: messenger RNA, 4053 nt
Organism: Mandrillus leucophaeus (drill)
Lineage: Eukaryota; Metazoa; Chordata; Mammalia; Primates; Cercopithecidae
Gene: ZNF74
Product: zinc finger protein 74
Exons: 6
Coding region: 824-2545 (573 amino acids)
Biological process (GO): regulation of transcription by RNA polymerase II
Molecular function (GO): RNA polymerase II cis-regulatory region sequence-specific DNA binding; DNA-binding transcription factor activity
Source: RefSeq, a predicted model, not a curated record